AUGGCGGACUUUGCGUUGCCACGGAUGUAUGGCAUCCCCUACGACCCUCGCCAGCCGACCAGCGAGUACAGGAAGUACAGCCACCCGGACAAGCAAUCGGUCUCCUUCUGGAGCUCAUGUGCGAUUAUAGCCGAGGAGGAAACUGAAAACAACCUGUCCACUUUGCUGCGGAGUCUUCCUCCUAAUACAUUGGGUAUGCACGCCCCCUCAUCAAACCUAGUGAAUAACGGUAGCUUACCAAGCACAGCAUCUUUCAGAGUCACACGGGGUAUUGUUCACGGCCAAGAGAUACUAGAAGCUUUGGAUAGGCAUUCCGGCUCUCUGCGGCGCCUUGUAUUUGCAAAACUGGGGCCAGGGGCGCUGAGUGCAUUGAAUCAACUCCGAAAUUGCAAUGCAUUGGAGAUUUUGUCUCUCGGCGCUUCGGACGUCAACGCGGACUUUGACUUCGCACGGUCAGAAACAGCAGUCUAUGAUCAGUGUGUGGAAUGGCUGCGAGGCUGUUACCAACUGAAGGAUCUCAGCUUGCUCCGUUUCCCAAGCGGCACGCAACUACUCAAGGAUUCAUUGGCAGGGCCAAAGCUGCGUCUCAAAUCUCUCACGCUGGUUGAAGUUGGGGCGAGUGCGCCCUGGUACCAUGAACUGCAUCACCAAGCGAAACUUGAGUGUUUGGAAGUUCAUGUUCCAGAUUUGGGACUUCUUGCACUUGGACCUGCUAGUGGGAGAUGCCAGGACCUUGCUGCAGGCAUAUCUCGCUGUCCUGAGUUGACCGAACUGCACGCGGAAGAUUACCUCUCGGUCGGUGAUAUCAGCAAGAUCAGCGAAGGGGCUUUGAAGUUGGAGCGUAUUAGCUUCAGCGGGACUCUGGUUCACGAUGAGCACCUCAUGCCGCUUGCAAAUCUCCCACGCCUAAAGGAAGUUCACAUAAUGGGUGACUCGUCAUUCACGGCCUCGGGUAUCCUGAGAUUCUUCGAUAAGAUGGAAGGGAACGCUGAUCACGACCAUCGGGGAUUUAGUUUCAGCGCGGCGUUCCAGCAAGGCACCUUGUUCGGGCUGAAAGAGGACAUGCGCCUUCGUGAGGCAGCCGAGCGAGCCUUUGGUGGCAAUGUUACUUUUACCUACGUUGACUCUGACGGAGAAGAUUACUACGGCGAGAGACCCAACCCUAACCGGUUCCUUGGUAGCCCCUGA
Messenger RNA from Sordaria macrospora k-hell, 1188 nucleotides. RefSeq lists its product as uncharacterized. The record is from RefSeq and is a predicted model, not a curated record. NCBI's taxonomy places the organism in Eukaryota, Fungi, Ascomycota, Sordariomycetes, Sordariales, Sordariaceae.